AUGUCUUCGCUCUUUCGAAUCGGUCAGGUUGUGAAAGGGCGUGCUAGCAAAUACACGAUCACGAAAGAAAUCCAAGAUACAGUGUGGUUUGCAAAAAAUCAUUUGCAGGAGCUUGUGGUGAUCAAGAGCGUUCUGGAUCACCCGCGUGUAGAGAAUGAAAGAAAUGUACUCAAAAGAUUUCAGCACCGCACCCCGUACCUCCGACCUUUAAUCGAUGAAAUUGACGAACCGUCUCUGCCUGUAACUAUCGCCCUCAGGUACUUGCAAGGAGAUCUUUUGGACGCGUCCGUUGCAAAAACUUUGAAUAGGAGAGAACUCAAAUACGUGUCGCGAUGCGUACUCGAGGCGAUAAAGACAUUACAUGAGGAUGGGUUCGUGCACACAGAUGUUAAACCAGAUAACGUGUUCGUUAAUCUGCAAGAAGGCGACAUUCGGUUUUCCGACGUCCAACUAGGCGACUUAGGUGGAUGCUUCCCCACUAACUCGGAGUGGGCUACAUCUGGCACUGUAGUGGGAGCACCGAUCUGGACAAGCCCAGAGAUUCUCAUGGAACUGCCAUGGAAUACUGCGGCUGACAUAUGGUCUUUCGGUGCUAUGCUUGUCAGCCUUAUCUACGGUGGACACUUUAACCUUUUCCAACCUAAGGGAUUGAAACGCGAUGACGAAGAGUAUGUGCUUGGGGUUGUUGAAGAGCAAUUCAAAUAUUUUGGUCCUUUCCCUGCCAAAAUCGCUGAGAUUGCAGACCCAGAAACGGUCCAAUCUAUUAUGUUGAUCAUGCGAAAUAUCCCUAAAGAGAAGACAACACCAUUUUCGCGAACUACCAAGAGCGAAAUAAACCAGAGAGACAACAUCUUUAUAUCAAAGAUAAUGAAACUCGAUUGGAGAGAUCGCCCAACAGCAAAAGAGUUACUAGAAGAUGAAUGGUGGAAUAACGACGCGGAAUGA
Molecule: messenger RNA, 945 nt
Organism: Ascochyta rabiei
Lineage: Eukaryota; Fungi; Ascomycota; Dothideomycetes; Pleosporales; Didymellaceae
Exons: 4
Coding region: 1-945 (314 amino acids)
Biological process (GO): protein phosphorylation
Molecular function (GO): protein kinase activity; ATP binding
Source: RefSeq, a predicted model, not a curated record